Plasmopara halstedii is the source of this 1743-nucleotide messenger RNA. RefSeq names its product udp-glycosyltransferase superfamily protein. The transcript has 7 exons. Gene Ontology annotation, molecular function: glycosyltransferase activity. The coding region runs from base 1 to 1743 and encodes 580 amino acids. The record is from RefSeq and is a predicted model, not a curated record. NCBI's taxonomy places the organism in Eukaryota, Oomycota, Peronosporomycetes, Peronosporales, Peronosporaceae.
AUGGCUCGUCGUCUUACAAAAGAACUCGCCGAAUUUGAAAGGAGCUCACCCGAUUGGUGUACUGUCAGUGCCGUUGAUGACGAUCUUAUGCACUGGAACGCUAUGCUUGUUGGUCCCGAAAAUUCACCAUACUCUGGUGGUGUGUUUAACUUGGAUCUGCAAUUUCCUAGUGAAUAUCCCUUCAAGGCUCCAAAGGUGCGCUUUCUCACUCGGGUCUAUCAUCCUAAUGUGAAGUCACAGUCUGGUGAAAUUUGUGCUGAUAUUAUCAAUGAGAAUUGGGGACCGACGCUUAAUGUGCUGCAUUGCCUCACAGCUAUCAAGCAGAUACUGGAACAGCCAGACAUGGACAGCCCAUUAGAGCCGGACAUCGCCAAGCAAAUGCACGAGAGCAGGGCGGACUUUGAAAAGACGGCGGAGGACUGGACGAAGCAUGGCGGUGGCUACUGCAGCGAAGCGCACUCGUACGUAGUGGCGUUGAGCACUGCACAGGCAGCAUCAGAUGAGCCAUCUAAAGACUCCAACAAUCAAACCGAAAAAUCAUCAGCAAGAGAUACAGACUUAGAAUUACCGUCGCCUCAGCCAUUUGAACUACUAAUUUUGCAGCAUGGCGAUUCACUUAAUCCGUCGUUCAUCCGAGACUUGACAAAGGACAUGGCGGCCAAGCUAAAGAAGCACUGGAUUGACGAAAGCGAAUUUUACUGGAGAUACAAACAUGAUCAAGUUGAUCUCGCUAUUUGUCAUUCAGAACCAGGAGCAUGGGAACCUGCACGCUAUACGACGUCGCGCUGUCCACCACGAAACGCACUCUACAAAGUCGGACGUACUAUGUUUGAGACAGAUCGAGUGCCACAUGGAUGGACUGAUAGAAUGAACAAGAUGGAUGAGAUCUGGGUCCCCACAAAAUUCCAGGAGAAAGUGUUUGUAAGUGGCGGAGUAAGACCUGAAGCUAUCAAGGUCGUCCCAGAGGUUGUAGAUGUAGAGUUUUUUGACCCUGACAAAGUGAUGGAACCUUAUGACCUGGCCAGUGACUUAGAAUUUGCAAUGACGACCAAGACGACAGUGUUCUUGUCUAUUUUCAAAUGGGAAGAGAGGAAAGCGUGGAAAGUGCUGCUUAAAGCAUAUGUGGAGACAUUUACAGCAGUGGAUGACGUUGUUCUUGUGCUGCUUACGAAUGGUUACCACACGGCUUUGUCAUCGGCUGAUGAUUUUAGAACUGUUAUCAACAAAUUCACAAUUGAAGUGGCUGGAAAUAAGAUGAAAGAGCUACCGCACAUUCACGUACUUCCAUCUCACGUACCUCAAAAAUCCUUGCCGUCAUUGUAUAAGGCUGCCAAUGCUUUUGUCCUUCCUUCGCGUGGUGAAGGAUGGGGUCGACCCCAUGUUGAGGCGAUGGCAAUGGAGCUUCCUGUCAUUGCUACUUUCUGGAGCGGCACAACGGCUUACAUGACCGAAGAAAACUCGUACCCACUCAGAGUUUCCAGACUGAUUGAGAUUGAGGAGGGAGCAUUUAAAGGUCAUAAGUGGGCAGACCCAUGUGUGGAACAUCUCAAGGAGCUUCUUCUUCGAGUUAAGAACCAUCCAAAGGAAGCUGUUGCUAAGGGCAAACAAGCUCGUAAGGACAUGGUUAAGAACUACUCAUCAAAUAUUGUAGGAGAGAUUGUUCUCGGUCAUGUCAAUCGAAUUUUAGGGCAGGUUGCUGCACGAAAAGAAGCGGAAUAUGUAGCAAACCAUGAAGAGCUGUAA